GCCAUUUUAUUCGUACUUGGUUGUUCACAAUUACUUUCAAUUACAGUAAAAGUAGUUUUUUUCUGUUUUGUAAACUGUAUUUUCGACGGUUUUGAUGUAAACUACCAUCAGCGGAUACGUGAGCGGAUACAUUUUCUUCUGUCUUACGUCAGUUUGGAAGACCAGAUGAGGCACCAUCUCCUGAUUCUUCUCUGUAAAAAAGAGAACAUUCAAUGGAUCAAUUGAUUGCGUCCAGUAACGGAACUCAGCAUUAUGGUGUUAAACGUCUGAGAUCAGAUGAGACACCAUCUCCAGGAUCCUCAAUCCUUCAACCGAUUGUAUUGAACAAUAGAGCACAAAGAUUCAUUGGAGAGAACCAAACACCAGAUGAACCACCAUCUCCUGCAGUUUCAUACUUCUCUUUCAAAAGCAACCAUUCGAUGAAUUGGCAGUAUGAAUUUAACAGAAUUCAGAGUUAUGGUGUUAACAGUCUGAGACCAGAUGACCCAUUAUCUCCAUCACUGUCACUCCUGUCUGAAAACAGUGAUACCGUUGAUGAUUUAAUUGAACUAUUUGAGGCACUGUCCCCAGCACCCUCACUCCUGUCUGUAAAGAGUAAUGAGUCAAUGGAUGGGCCAGUUGUGACAAGAGAGAGACUACAUAAUUGCAGUCUACAACCAUAUGAAGCAGCAUCUCCAGUACCUUCCUUUGCGUCUCUAAAAAGUGAUCAGUCAAUGGAUCGACCGAUUGUGUUAAGAGAGGAAGCACAUAAUGACAUGUUAAGAAGGUUACAACCAUAUGAAGCAGCAUACCUUCCUUCUUCCUUUGCGUCUCUAAAAAGUGAUCAGUCAAUGGAUCGACCGAUUGUGUUAAGAGAGGAAGCACAUAAUGACAUGUUAAGAAGAUGUUUCUACAGCACACUUUCGGCUACUCUGCUGACAGAGGAUCACUACAAGUGUCCAGUGUGCACGGAGGUCUUCAAGGAUCGAGUUUCCAUGCCCUGUGGACACAGUUACUGCAAACACUGCAUUGAGAUCAUCUGGAGCAAACCAACUCAAGCUGGAGGUUACGCUUGUCCUCAGUGCAGAAAGAAUUUCAGACAUCGUCCUGUGUUGAAUGUAAAUGUGACUUUGUCUAAACUGAUUGAGGAAUUCCAGAAGGCAGGGUUUAGUCCUGCUCUUCCUCCUCACUGCUACGCUGGACCUGAAGAUGUGCCCUGUGAUAUCUGCACUGAGAUGAAGCUCAAAGCUGUUAAAUCCUGUUUGACCUGCACUGCGUCUUACUGUGAGACACACGUCAGACAACAUUACACAGUACCAGCACUGCAGAGACACAACCUGGUGGAGGCUAUUAAUUUAUCACAUAAAGAAGACAGAGAAUCACAAGAAGAAAGCAAAGCAUUUAAAGCAAGAUUGACAGAACUGGAGGCGACCUUGAAGGAAAGAGAUAUACUGGCAAAACGAUUAUGCAAAGGAUUUGAAAUCCACUGUAUUGAUUUUUCAUCAGAUGUGAUUGAGAUGGCUGCUCUAGGUCACUCUUUAUAUCUUGGAAUGUUGUACAACAGUCACAGUGAUUCAUUUUGCCAAGAUAUUAUUUUAGAGGAAGACACAGUUGCCUCUAUAAAGGUAUCUCUGCCUCGGCCACAAACCUGUGUGAAGAUUUUAGAGUGCGACUCCAUCCAAGAGAGGUUCAAAGAAUUGGGUAUCUCCCGUACAUUGCUACAGAAUGGCAAAUCUGCACUUACAAAACUGUCUGGAGCUGCAGCCUUUCUGAACCACCCUGAACAGUCUCAACAUCAGGACAGAAUUACACUACACUACCGAACCACCACCAGACUGGACAUGAUCAGUCAAAGACUGUUACAGGAAGUAGCGCCUUCCUCAGUCAUUAAUGCAACCACAGCUACACAUGUGAUCAUCGGCGUGUGCUAUGGAGCUCAGGCUUUCUUUGUUUUUGAUUAUGCUAAUGAGAGAAUAAGCACAGAGAGACAUGCAGAAAUGGAAAAUGUUAUCAAGAAGAUCACCACCACCCCUAAUGCAAGAGAUGCGUUUUCAAGUCUUACUGAAAAAGAAAAAACAAACAGCAGUGAUUAUUACUGCAGCCUGUACACUGAUCUGGGUGAUUGGAAGAGUCCAGUGUCUUUUGAUAAGGCAGUGGAGAUAUAUGGCUCUCUGCCAAUGUUGCUUGGAUCCAAAGGUGAGAGAGCAGUUCCUUUGAAGGUCUGGCUCUACCCUCUGAAGAACCUGAAUCAGAGCUCUGUGCGUGCUGCUCUGAGUGGAGUCGGUGGAAACUUGAUUCAUCGAGCUGAGAACAUUCUGGAACAUCUGAGAAAACAGAUCAGGAUCUGUCAGGACAUGAUUACAGACUAUAUCAAUGUAAAGGUGAUUAUGGAGUUUCCUGCUCUGAAAUACAAACUUGUACAGUUUUCAGAUCUUUUGCAGGAAUACAAGACUAAUUUUCACAGAAGUAUUGCAGAAAUUGUCGAAUCUAUACAUAUGAAACAAUUAGAACAAGAGAAGAGCCUACAAGUUCUCCUUGAAACCCAUGACCAAUCACCAUUCAGCGUGGAGAAACCAAAUCAGUGGCUGGAGAAUAAAGAAACUGAACUGAAGACUCUGAAUGACCUUAGAGCUGCAGACAUCGCUGUUGUGAAAUCACAGGCAGAGUUAGAGCAGGUCAUAGGUCACUCUCAGAUAACCAGAGUGAUGUGUCUCACUAUUUUCUCACCAGAUUCUGAGGAUUUAUUCCUCUCUGCUCUCAGGCAGUAUAUCAAAUCUGAUCACAUGAAAUCACAUGAUUCACUGCUAUUGAAGCUUGUUAGCAUCAAUCAGAAAGUGCUUAUUGAUGUACAGCUGUUUAUUGCUGCAAAAGAGACAAAUGAAGAUGUAGAGCAAACCAAGUUCAUUACAGCAUUAAUACCUGGUGAUGGUUUUCCAGAAUACUCUGUUCAAUUUUAUCAUUCUGGGAUGACUGUGAGCAGAAAUGUGAAGCUUGCAAUAAAGCCAGAUCUUGCCCAAAUAGUUCAGAUAAAGCACACCAGUGUGUCUCUGAAAUUGAAACAAACACAAACCAAAAGCAUUGAGAAAUAUGUGGUGGAGUACAGAGCUUUGGGUGAUGAUGGAAUGAGCAACAAAACUUGGAAACAGAUCAUUUUUGAUGCCACAACUCUCAAGGAAACCUGCAUGAUAUCAGGUCUAAAGUCUGGCCAUAAGUAUCAGCUGAGGUAUUCAGUUAUUGAGCAGGACUAUAUAAGCAACUUCAGCAACAUUAUGAAGUUUCAGACAGCUGUUGCAGCAACACCUGGGCAACCAUUAAUAAAUAAGCUGGACAGAAACACUCUUAGAGUCACCUGGUUGAAGGCUGAAGCUGAUAAGGAUUGUCCAGUGCUGCGGUAUAUGGUUGAAUAUAAAAAAGCAGGACUGGAGGGCUGGUCAUCAGUACAAACACAAGGACCUGAGUGUGAAUAUACUUUAACUCUACCUCACAGCACCUGCUAUAGAGGCAGAGUCUCUGCUGUCUAUGAGGACAUCACCAGCAAACCUAGUGAGGAGACACCAGUGCCAGUAGAUGUCUGGAGAAUAAAGCUCUCAGAGAGAAAGAGCUCCAUUCUCCUAGAAGUGCUGAAACUCCAAACAGAGAAGAAACCAGUAGAGCUGAUAGACUGGACAGAUGAAGAGAGUGAAGUGAAGGGAUUCCUCCAGUGUCUGCCCCACAUCUCACAGCUGAGGUGAG
Messenger RNA from Sinocyclocheilus anshuiensis, 3711 nucleotides. RefSeq lists its product as uncharacterized. NCBI's taxonomy places the organism in Eukaryota, Metazoa, Chordata, Actinopteri, Cypriniformes, Cyprinidae. The coding region runs from base 213 to 3710 and encodes 1165 amino acids. The record is from RefSeq and is a predicted model, not a curated record. Gene Ontology annotation, molecular function: protein binding. The transcript is spliced from 14 exons.